AUGGGCCCUACGCUGCAGCUGCAGGGCCUGGUGGCGGAGCUGCGAGAGGGGCUCCGCAGUGCCCUGGCAGAGCUGUGUGAGCUGCGUCAGAGGGACCGCGGGCUGGAAGAGCGGCUCCAGGCCUAUCAGAGUGACAUGGAUGAUAAGAUAAUGGGCCUCAGGAAUUCCCUCAACACACUCAAGGAGGAGCUAGGAGGAGCUGUGUUCCACAUGAAGGACGUCUCCAGCAGACAGAGGGAGGUCCACAAGAAGCUGGAACUGCUACAGAUGGAUGUCACCUCAGUACAGAACAGCAGGAAGGGCUCCAAGGGGGACCUGCUGGCAGAGCCUGCAGACGGACAGGGACACGCUGGUCUGCCCAGCCCAUCAGAGCUCAGCGUUAUUCAGCACUACUACACCAGUCUGUCCAACACUGGGUCACCACUCAAGACCACCACACCUGCCCAGAGUGAGUCUCAGCAGCAGCAGCAGCAGCAGCAGAGGGGUUGCCGGUCCAAGUCCCCAGUAUGGAGAGAUGGGAGGAGCAGCAGAGAGGAGUUAGACACGCCUCCGAACAGCCACCCAGAGAACAAUAAGAGGCAGACAGCAGCCUUGGAGCUGCUGGAGUCAGAGAGAGUGUAUGUUUCCUACCUCUCUCUGCUGCUGAAGGCCAACAUCUCUUUCAAUGGAUCAGAGGCCAUCAAUGCCAAAGACAAACGUCCGUUCCCCAGCUCUUUACGCUUUCUGAUCCAGCAGCACCUGGAGCUCCUCCACACCCUGCAGGAGCGCAUACUCAAAUGUCAGUGGCAAGGCAUCAUGGGAGAUAUAUUCAUGAAGCUCACCAGCAGAGAGAGUGACUUUCUGGACUUUUAUGUGUCCUACCUCAAAGAGCUUCCAGACUGUUUGUCUGUAGUCAGCAUGCUAACCGCCAGCUCCAUCAAAACUGCUACUAUGCUUGAGAGUGAAAUGAUAGGUGAUGAAUCCAGACCCUCCCUCCAUACUCUGCUCCUCCAGCCGGUUCAGAGGAUACCCGAGUACCUGCUCUUGUUACAGGGCCUGCUGAGGCAGACAGAGUCAGAGCACCCAGACUACUACCUCCUGCUGGUGUGUAUCCAGCAGUUUAGGUCCUUCACAGCCCGGUACCACAACCUCCUCCAACACAACCAAGACCUACUACUACACAACCGCAAAGAAAUGAAGAGGUCCACCAUGAAGCAGCUGUACAAGACAGUGGAGUGUGCCAUCCAAGCCAAUGAGAUAGGCUCCCCAUACCCCCCCGGCAGCACCAUACUGGAUCAUGCUAACCAGGUAAAACGCAACAAGCACCGACUCCUGGAGCAGAUCCAGUCUCGGCGCUACCAGGAUUGGGACCGUGAACCAGAACCCCACCGUUACGACCAGGACCCCUUCUACAGCCCCGAACCAGACCCGAGGAACCACAAGCCUGCAGGUCUCCAUAUUAUCCGGGAGAGCGAGGUGUCUACAGGAUCUGCGGCCUGCGAGCGCCAUCCGUCCUCUAGAGCUCUGGAGCUGCAGCAGGCGCCGCCGGGAGGUUCGGCUUUGGCUGAAGCCAUGGGGGAGUUCCUCCUGCCCGAGGACACGUCAGGCAUGACCAGCCUCUGCGAGGAGGACGGGGACUCCCUGCACAACAUCUCUCUCUUUGACAACUGCUCGUCUGCCUCCUCUGAUUCGUCCAUCGACAUCGCCUUUGUGAGAUGCCCCAAAAUGUUGUCAGCGUCCCACCAUGUGGUGGCUGCCGAGGUGUCCUCCACCCGCGAGUCCUACAACAGCGGGCUGCUGCACCAAGGGGGCGGCUACAGCAAGCUGCCCAACCGAGGGUGCGUGUCUCCAGAUGAGGUGGUGAUGCGCCACCGCCAGCAUCGCCCCCUUCAGGCCAGCCAGCGUAAGAGCAAGUCCCUGAACGGCCUUCAGCUGGACAGCACAGUGAGUGGACUGGACAGCAGUCCUCUAUCAGAUCAGCUCCACAAGGUGGGACUCGGCAGCCACGCCAAGCUGGAGCGCCAGGGCAGUAAGUGUUACCCCGCCCCGUCCCGCAGGGGCCAGAGCACUCCGGGAAACAGCCACCACAGAAUGGACAUUGACAAACAGAACGACGAGCACCGUAGCCCCCUCAACAAGGUAGGUCAAGACACCGGGAGCUCAUUGUGGGGGGAGGAUCCUAAGUGGAAGGGCAAGGCGGAGAAGAAUCACCACACCCCCCUCAGCGAGAGGAGUCGCAAGCAGGAGAAAGGAGGCUUCAGGAGUUCGUUCAAGAAACUCUUCAAGAAGAAGAGCGGUGAGGAGAAGGAGAAGGCUUCUGAGAAGAACACAGAGAACCACAGCAGUGACCAGGAGACCCCAAGGCUGCCCCACCUGGAGAUAGACCGAGGCACCGCUGUAUGA
Lampris incognitus (smalleye Pacific opah) is the source of this 2382-nucleotide messenger RNA. RefSeq names its product Rho guanine nucleotide exchange factor (GEF) 33 (gene arhgef33). Gene Ontology annotation, molecular function: guanyl-nucleotide exchange factor activity. The transcript has 15 exons. Bases 1 to 2382 code for a protein of 793 amino acids. NCBI's taxonomy places the organism in Eukaryota, Metazoa, Chordata, Actinopteri, Lampriformes, Lampridae. The record is from RefSeq and is a predicted model, not a curated record.